Meyerozyma guilliermondii ATCC 6260 is the source of this 2055-nucleotide messenger RNA. Its product is annotated as putative tubulin tyrosine ligase. Gene Ontology annotation, biological process: protein modification process. The record is from RefSeq and is a predicted model, not a curated record. Gene Ontology annotation, molecular function: metal ion binding; ATP binding; hydrolase activity. Bases 1 to 2055 code for a protein of 684 amino acids. The transcript has a single exon. Gene Ontology annotation, cellular component: P-body. Lineage: Eukaryota; Fungi; Ascomycota; Pichiomycetes; Serinales; Debaryomycetaceae.
AUGCAUAUUCUUCUCACAAACGACGAUGGGCCGUUGGACGACAAAACUUGUCCAUACAUCAAAUAUUUGGUGGAUGAAAUCAACACUGCUACAGACUGGCAGUUGUCCAUCGUCAUCCCGAAUCAACAACGCUCUUGGAUAGGAAAGGCCCAUUUUGCUGGAAGAACUCUCUCCACCACCUAUAUAUACACCAAGACGUCGACAACCGUCAAAAACCCCGAUAUAAACUCCUACGAUGGCCCAUACGAUACCCCCCAAAAUCGGUCCUCUGACUACCAAGAAUGGUGUCUUAUAGACUCCACACCGGCUGCCUGUGCCGAUAUAGGCAUUCACCACAUGUACGAGACUCCCAUAGACUUGGUGGUCAGUGGACCAAAUUUCGGCAAAAAUUCUCUGAACUUGUACAUCCUCACCAGUGGUACGGUAGGUGCUGCCAUGGAAGCGGUGACCCACGGCGUCAAGUCGAUAGCCUUGUCGUAUGCGUUUAACAGUUUGGACCACGACUACCAAAUUUUGAAAGAAGCUGCCAAGAUUUCCGUGAAAUUGAUUGAAAAAUUGUAUCACCAGUUGCAAAUUCAGCCACAAGUAGACUUGUUUUCUGUCAAUAUUCCGCUUGUGGAGUCGUUGAAAUUGGGUACGACAAGAAUCCAUUAUGCUCCAAUUCUCCAGAACCUGUGGAAUUCAAUUUAUGCUCCAAAUGUCGACGAUAAUGGACGCAAACAAUUCUUGUGGAAUCCUGAUUUCAAAAAAGUUUACAAAGACGGUUUGUUAGAUACCAGCCAUACAGAUAGCAGGGUCUUGCUCAACGAGGGCAUCAGUGUGACUCCGUUGCGUGCUGCAUUCACGGUGACCCAUCCUCUUGAAGGAGAAAUUGUUCUUGAAGACAAAACAGAAAUUAGUUUUGAAAAAGCUAACUGGACUUGUCUUGUCACCAUUCCUCAGACUUCUUAUGUGUAUGACUCCAUCGUUGAGGCUUGCAAAAGGAACAAAAUACCCUUUACAACGGACAAAAAUAUUUUAAGUCUGACAGAGAAAGUUUUCCAUUACGGUGAAUACGAAGACUUGGACAUUGACUUGCUCCAGGAACACCCAGAACGGUAUUUUGUAUGCUCAUACAUUUACAGAAAGUCGCUUAUUCGCAAGCACUUUCUUGCCAACACAGUGCACCAUUAUGUGGCCAAGAACCCGCUGCUGGUAUUGACGAAAGCUGUUCCAGAAACCUUCCAACUUGAAGUUGAUUAUGCUGAGUUUCUCGAUGAUGCCCUAGAUGAAUGCUACGAGUUGCGCCAGGAGUUGGAAACAGGGAAAGAUACAUGGAUAUUAAAGCCCAGUAUGUCCGAUAAGGGCCAAGGAAUAAGACUUUUCAAAACGGUGAAACAAUUGCAAGCAAUUUUCGAUUCUUUCGAACUGGAAAGUGAUGACGAAGAAGAAAAUGGAGUGAUUGUUUCACAGCUUCGUCAUUUCAUUGUACAAAAGUACAUUUCCAAUCCAUUGCUAUUGGGCCAAUGCAAUAAUAGAAAGUUCCAUCUUCGCACCUAUGUGGUUUGUGCGGGAAAUCUUCUGGUAUAUGUUUACAAAGAUAUCUUGUGUUUGUUUGCUGAUUCCCCCUACACACAGCCAGACGGUUCAGAGACAGAAGUAGCCAUGGAUGGUCAUUUGACCAAUACUUGUAUUCAAGGAAACGAGCCCUUGGUGGUUCCGUUUUGGGAUCUUGAGUAUCAAAAGAAAGAUGUCAUUUUUGACCAAGUCAAGGAAAUCACAGCAGACUUGUUCAAGGCCGCCGUCAACGUCGACAGAAUGAACUUCCAGCCGCUCGACAACGCAAUUGAAAUUUAUGGCAUAGAUUUUUUGGUUGCAAAUGAUAACCAAGUUUCACUCUUGGAGGUCAAUGCAUACCCUGAUUUCAAGCAAACCGGACGAGAAUUGAAAACCAUAAUUGACACUCUCUUUGAGCAAACUCUUACCACAUUGGUAGGACCCUUAAUCUCCCAAACUGGUGGCGGAACACUGACCAAGUUGAUACUGGUGUUGCAACCAACCAAAAUGUCGCAAUAA